Messenger RNA from Erinaceus europaeus (western European hedgehog), 576 nucleotides. Its product is annotated as cytochrome b-c1 complex subunit 10. The transcript is spliced from 3 exons. Gene Ontology annotation, biological process: mitochondrial electron transport, ubiquinol to cytochrome c. Bases 110 to 277 code for a protein of 55 amino acids. Gene Ontology annotation, cellular component: mitochondrial inner membrane. NCBI's taxonomy places the organism in Eukaryota, Metazoa, Chordata, Mammalia, Eulipotyphla, Erinaceidae. The record is from RefSeq and is a predicted model, not a curated record.
CCCCGCCUCUCGCCCCGGCCCCGCCCUCCCGGAAGUGGGGGCCUCUUCCGGGGCGGGGCGUCGCCGCGCAUGCGCAGUGCGCCAGUCGCGGUCACCCAGGAGGGCCGCCAUGCUGACCCGCUUCCUGGGACCGCGGUACCGGCAACUGGCCCAGAACUGGGUCCCCACGGCCGGCGUGUGGGCGGCGGCGGGCGCCGUGGGGCUGGUCUGGGCCACCGACUGGCGGCUGGUGCUGGACUGGGUGCCCUACAUCAACGGCAAGUUCAAGAAGGACUGAGCGCGCCCGCCGGGGCGUCGCUCCGCAGGCGGUGUCUGUCUCCCCCUCCUCUCUCCGUGUCUCUCUGUCCUGUCCGACGGCGACCACGACGACAAGAGCCACAACAAGGCUACAACCACGCAGGCCACACGAAUAUCGCCGCCUUUACUCUUUACUGGUGGCGGCGGAAAUGAGAGGGCGAGGAAGAAAGACCUGCGCCCCGGCUCGCGCCCCUGGGCCUGGCGCUGAGGCCUGAGGCGCGCCGCCGCCUGGCCGCCAUCAAAGCAGCUUUGAAAUAAAUAUUCUGGCAGGCACAGCGA